UCCCACCAUAAAUUGGUGCCGUUGAACUUCUCUCUCCCAAAGGAAAAGAAGGAUCAUAAUAACGAUGGCCAUGAUGACGAUGAUGGGCGAGAUCUACCAACAAAGAAUCAAAACUAACGGUAUACGGAUCAACAUAGCUGAGCGGGGGACAGGACCACUGGUCCUGCUCCUCCAUGGCUUCCCUGAAUUCUGGUUUUCAUGGCGCCACCAGAUCACCCACCUGGCCAACCAUGGAUAUCAUGCAGUUGCACCAGAUUUGAGAGGCUAUGGUGAUUCAGAUUCUCCUCUCAGUCCCUCUUCCUACACUAUUUUCCACAUAGUCAGCGACCUCAUCGGCCUUCUUGACCACUUCAGUGAAAAACAGGCUUUUGUGGUGGGUUCUGACUGGGGAGCAGUCGCGGCCUGGCACCUCGCCCUGUUCAGGCCUGACAGGGUCAAGGGUGUGGUUUGUCUAUCUGUUCCAUAUGCUCCUAGACCUCCGAGUAUCUCAAUCCUCAAAUCCUACAAGCAAAAAUAUGGCGAUGACCACUAUCUAUGUCAAUUCCAGAAACCAGGCAGAGCGGAGAGGGCUUUUGCAAGAUAUGAUUAUUUAACAGUGAUGAAGAAGUUCUUUCUGAUCAAAAAGACUGAUGAGCUGGUAGCUCCACCUCACAUGGAGAUUAUCGAUUGCCUAGAGACCCCCUCCUUUUUGCCACCAUGGAUUACAGAGGAAGAACUCCAGGUCUAUGCAGACAAAUUCCAGGAGUCCGGAUUCACUGGACCUCUCAACUACUAUCGAGCAAUGGAUCUCAAUUGGGAGCUUCUUGCACCAUGGCAAGGGUCAAAAAUAACAAUUCCAGCGAAGUUAAUUGUUGGUGACAAAGAUAUAGGAUUCAGUGGUGGUGGUACAAAGGAAUACGUUGAGGGAAGCAUUUUCAAAAGCCUAGUCCCUGACUGCGAGGUAGUGGUUCUCAAUGGACAUCAUUUUAUCCACCAAGAGAAAGCUCAAGCAGUCUCGGAAGAAAUUCUAUCUUUCAUUCGUAAAUAUUCUGUAGCUCAAUGAUUUAAAUUUCAGAUGCAUCAGAUGUAAAAUUUCACAAACAAGAAUUCAAUGGUAUUCUAGGAGAGUUGUUGUAGCCAA
Diospyros lotus (date-plum) is the source of this 1120-nucleotide messenger RNA. RefSeq lists its product as uncharacterized. The record is from RefSeq and is a predicted model, not a curated record. Bases 65 to 1042 code for a protein of 325 amino acids. The transcript is spliced from 4 exons. Gene Ontology annotation, molecular function: hydrolase activity. Lineage: Eukaryota; Viridiplantae; Streptophyta; Magnoliopsida; Ericales; Ebenaceae.